This is a messenger RNA of Pseudophryne corroboree (corroboree frog), 887 nucleotides long. Its product is annotated as trypsin-2-like. The transcript is spliced from 5 exons. The record is from RefSeq and is a predicted model, not a curated record. Gene Ontology annotation, molecular function: serine-type endopeptidase activity. The coding region runs from base 1 to 759 and encodes 252 amino acids. Lineage: Eukaryota; Metazoa; Chordata; Amphibia; Anura; Myobatrachidae. Gene Ontology annotation, biological process: proteolysis.
AUGUUUAUUGUACUUGUCGUGGCUCUGUUGGGGUCAGCAGUUAAGGCCCAUUCCAUUGACCGGAUAAUAGGGGGAGAGGACUGCCCGCCUCAUUCCCAGCCAUGGUUGGCGGUACUGUACUACUUCAAUAGGUUUAUCUGUGGCGGAAUCCUUAUCGAUGAGUACUGGGUUCUGACAGCGGCUCACUGCAGGAUGACGAAUAUUCAGAUUCAUCUUGGAAAACAUAACCGGAAAGUCCAUGAGGACACCGAACAGUUAACGUAUGCUGAUAAAAUGUAUUGCCAUCCAGAAUAUAACAGCACCACUUAUGACAAUGAUAUCAUGCUCCUGAAGCUAGCAUCUCCAGCCAUCAUGAAUGACUAUGUGAGUGCUAUCUCCUUACCCACUGAGCCCGUGGAUGAUGACACCAUUUGUAUCAUCUCUGGAUGGGGAUCCACCAGCAGCCCUGAUGAGUCGUACCCCGAUGUGCUGCAGUGUCUGAACAUCACCACUAUAUCUGCCUCUGUCUGUCAGGAGCUCUCCGGGAAUGAUAUCAUAACCGACAACAUGAUUUGUGCCGGAGAUCUUGAAGGGGGGAAAGAUUCCUGCCAGGGAGAUUCCGGGGGGCCCCUCGUGUGUGGCUCCGUGUUACAGGGAAUCACAUCGUGGGGAGACUUUAUCUGCGGAACGCCAAACAAGCCAGGAAUCUAUACUAAAGUCUUCAAUUAUCUCUCCUGGAUUAAGGACAUCAUGGAGAAUGAGGCUCAGGAAACAUGCUAAAGGGGCACAGAGCUGGAAUCCCUGGCAGCUGGAUGACGGGAGAGCGACCGUGUGACACAUCAGCUUCUGAAAUAUAUAAACCUGCCGAUAACUAAUGGGUCAUAAUUAAAUAUCGAGAGCCAAAGCCA